Malania oleifera is the source of this 1899-nucleotide messenger RNA. Its product is annotated as cysteine desulfurase, mitochondrial. The record is from RefSeq and is a predicted model, not a curated record. Bases 191 to 1561 code for a protein of 456 amino acids. The transcript has a single exon. Gene Ontology annotation, cellular component: mitochondrion; cytosol. Gene Ontology annotation, biological process: [2Fe-2S] cluster assembly. Gene Ontology annotation, molecular function: cysteine desulfurase activity; pyridoxal phosphate binding. NCBI's taxonomy places the organism in Eukaryota, Viridiplantae, Streptophyta, Magnoliopsida, Santalales, Ximeniaceae.
UUAUGUCACAGACCUCUCGAUCCUUUGCAUGCAGCAAAGUUAGCCUUUUAAUUGCCAUAUGAACAUAUUGCGUUAGAGUUAUUCUGAAAAAUAAUUUUUUAAAUAGUGUAUUAUUUUUCUAAUAGGAAAAAGCUCCUUUUAAAUUGCCUAUAGCCACUUUUGCCACAAUAUCGCGUUUUCGCAGUCGAAAAUGGCCUCUAAGCUCAUCGCCUCUGCGCUCCGCCGCACCACCGUUGUGCCUUUACGUCUCCGUCAACUCUCUACGGCGGCAGCGGCUGUUGCUCCGCAGCCCACGGCCACCGAUGCUUACGAGGAGGUGGAUGGAAUUUCAUUGAAAGGGGUCAAAAUCUCCGGCAGACCUUUGUACUUGGAUGUGCAGGCCACUUCGCCUGUGGACCCUAGGGUUUUGGACGCCAUGCUUCCCUUCUACCUCUCCCGCUUCGGCAACCCCCACUCACGCACUCACCUCUAUGGCUGGGAGUCCGACCUCGCCGUCGAGAAAGCUCGAGCUCAGGUGGCCUCUCUCAUCAACGCCUCUCCCAAAGAGAUAAUCUUCACCUCCGGCGCCACAGAGUCGAACAACAUCUCCGUCAAAGGCGUCAUGCACUUCUACAAGGACAAGAAGCGUCACGUUAUCACCACCCAGACGGAGCACAAGUGCGUUCUCGAUUCUUGCAGGCACCUUCAGCAAGAGGGUUUCGAUGUCACCUAUCUUCCCGUGGAUUCUGAUGGGCUCGUCGACCUCGAUCGCCUUCGCUCGGCCAUCAGGCCUGACACGGGGCUCGUCUCCGUCAUGGCGGUGAAUAACGAGAUUGGGGUGAUUCAGCCGGUUGAGGAAAUUGGGAAAAUUUGUAGGGAUUUUAAUAUUCCUUUUCAUACUGAUGCAGCGCAGGCGUUGGGGAAGAUUCCCGUUGAUGUGGAGAAGAUGAAUGUUAGCUUGAUGUCGUUGAGUGGCCAUAAGAUUUACGGACCGAAAGGGGUUGGGGCUUUGUAUAUUCGGCGGAGGCCGAGGAUUAGGGUUGAGCCCCAAAUGAGUGGGGGUGGGCAGGAGAGAGGGAUUCGUAGUGGCACAGUACCCACUCCGUUGGUAGUGGGAAUGGGUGCUGCCUGUGAGCUGGCUGCACAGGAGAUGGAGUAUGAUAAGAUGAGAAUUUCGGCAUUGCAGGAGCGGUUGCUAAAUGGGAUGAAGGCUAAGAUUGAUGGAGUGGUGGUGAAUGGAAGCAUGGAGAAGCGAUAUGCUGGGAAUUUGAACUUGUCUUUUGCGUAUGUGGAAGGGGAAAGUUUGCUCAUGGGGUUGAAGGAGGUGGCAGUGUCGAGCGGGAGCGCUUGUACAAGUGCAAGCUUGGAGCCCUCGUAUGUGUUGAGGGCUUUGGGGGUGGAUGAGGACAUGGCUCACACUUCAAUUAGGUUUGGGAUUGGGAGGUUUACAACUGAGGCAGAAAUUGAUCGGGCUGUGGAGCUCACGGUACAGCAGGUGGUGAAGUUGAGAGAAAUGAGUCCGCUUUAUGAGAUGGUGAAGGAAGGGAUUGACAUUAAGAGUAUACAAUGGGCGCAACAUUGAUUGGCUAAAAUGAUUGCCAAUGCUGUAAUGAAUAUGUGAUACAAGAAGUCAAGAACACAUGGCUAUAUGGUAUUUGGACUAUGUGAUAUAUGAGAACAAGCCUGCGAGCUAGAGCUGCUCAUUAUAGAAUUCCAGGUUUCUGUAAUGUUACCUUUGUACAUGCCUUUUGAGAAUUUUCCAUGGGUACUUUUCACUCAAUUUUGCAAGAUGGUUACUUUGAUGUUUCGAACAAAAUUUAACUGCUAUCACUGUAAGUUAUUGUCUUUCUCUUGGUCUGGACACAGACAUAUGUUGUUAUUUUGUAACUGGAAUAACCUGAGCAUACAUCCAUUUUAGUC